Messenger RNA from Neogale vison (American mink), 1833 nucleotides. It is a transcript of the gene TMEM74B, whose product is annotated as transmembrane protein 74B. The record is from RefSeq and is a predicted model, not a curated record. The transcript is spliced from 2 exons. Lineage: Eukaryota; Metazoa; Chordata; Mammalia; Carnivora; Mustelidae. The coding region runs from base 156 to 863 and encodes 235 amino acids.
GGCCGCGGGCGGAGCUCGAUCGGCGGCGCUCGGAGCUCCCGGGCCCCCGCCCCUGCCCCUCCUUCCCCGGAGCCCCCAGCGGCCGCCGCCGUAAAGCCCCGCGCUGCGCGAGCAGCUGCCAAGGGCCAAGGGAUGAGUGGGGGCCCACCUUCCCAAUGGCAUCUCCCCCUGGUCUGGAACUGAAGACACUGAGUAAUGGCCCCCAGAUCCCAAGGAGACCAGCUCCUCUGGGCCCGGCGGCUGCGUCCAGGGAGGGUGUGGAGAACGUCUGCUUUUCCUCAGAGGAGCACGAGACCCAUUUCCAGAACCCAAGGGACACCAGACUGGGUAGAUCCCCCAGUCCCCCAGCAGGGAGCUCCUCACGGCCCCGAUCCCAGCGAUCCCAGCGGGACGAUCUAUCCCUGCGAUCUGAAGAGGGGCCGGGCCUGGAGCCUGUGAGCCGCCCAGUGGAUUACGGCUUUGUUUCUGCUCUGGUUUUUCUGGUGAGUGGGAUCCUCCUGGUGGUGACAGCGUACGCCAUCCCCCGUGAGGCCCGCGUCAACCCUGACACAGUGACGGCGCGGGAGAUGGAACGACUAGAGAUGUACUAUGCCCGCUUGGGCUCCCACCUAGACAAGUGCAUCAUCGCGGGCCUGGGGCUGCUCACCGUGGGCGGCAUGCUUUUGUCAGUGCUGCUGAUGGUCUCCCUGUGCAAGGGGGAGCUGUACCGCCGGCCCACCUUCGUCCCUGGCAGGGGCUCCCGGAAGACCUAUGGCUCCAUUAACUUGCGCAUGAGACAGCUCAAUGGGGAAGGGGGCCAGGCGCUGGUGGAGAAUGAGGUUGUCCAGGUCUCAGAAACCAGCCAUACCCUCCAGGGCUCUUAAGUAAGAGCCCACCCUGUCUGGCUGCUUUGGCUUCAGGGCUGCGAGGCCCCCUGAGAGCCUGGGGUUGCAGACUUAGCUCCACAGAGGGCCCUGCAGGAGGGGCCUUGGGUGCUGGAGGGGGAGUCCUGGGGCCAGAUCCAGGUGGCAGGUGGGAGAGCGCCCCCCGCCCCCCAAUCUGUUGGCAGCUUGAGGUUUUGCAUUAUUUGGAGGAUGGCUUCUGCUGCUAAAAAUACAAAAGUUUGGAAACCACUGCCCAUGGAGGAUGAGGUUUCUUGGCGUUUCCAAGGAUUGAGAGCCAUCUGAAAGGCUGCCCCUCCUGUUCCCCAUGCCUUGGGGAAUUUUGGAAUCUCUGUGGUCCUCAUCAGCCAAGUGCGGGUUGUUGGGUGACCUUGGAGGGACCCCCUUUUAGCCCUGACCGUCUCUUGGGAGAUGGCUUACCGACGAGAGGAGAAAUCAGUACUGAGGUGACCGUCCUCUCUCCAGGUCUCAGUCCCCGACCUGUGAAGUGAGAGCGUUGGGCUUAAUGAUCCCCAGGGCCCCUCCAGUUCUGCCCAAGGAAUGGGAGCCCAGUAGAUCUCUGCCUCUGGCCACUUCUACAGGAAAGAGGGUGUUCAGCAGCCACUCACCAUUCUUUGUGCCAUUUUCUGGUCUGGCUCCAGUGACCACCACUGUCACACAUGCAGCAGCUCACAUGAUCCUGCCGGGGAGCCUCUUAAGUCCCCUGGUUAGGCAGGGUUCAAGUCCAAAAUUGGCUACAGCCUGAUUUGGAUCUUGGGAUUGAAUUACCUACAGUGACCAGAUCUUAGCACACGUCUAGCAAGGUCAAGUGCAUAGUUUUCACCAACCCUCCUGAUAGGAGGGCUUUGUUGUAUUUCCGUGGACAUGAUGUGGGCUUCCAGUAUCUCCCCCUUCUUAAUAUUAUGUCUCCAUGCCUCGCCUUCUCAAUAGUAUGUCUCCAUGCCUCACCUUA